AGCUUAUUAAACCAACAGGUCUCUCUGUUUAACCUUCACUCAAGGAAGAACCCCCAGGCUGCCUUUAUCUCUUUAGCUAAAAAGCUUUUCAUUGUUUGUGCUGUUUUAAUAUUAUGGGGCUCACAGAGCAGGAAUGGCAGAAGGUCAUGGACAUCUGGGGCAAAGUGGAACCAGAUCUCUCUUUGCAUGGACAGGAAGUUAUCGUCAGGAUGUUCCAGAACCACCCUGAGACUCAAGAGCGCUUUGUCAAAUUCAAAGAUUUCAAGACUCUGGAUGAGAUGAAGAACUCAGAAGAAGUAAAGAAACAUGGAACCACUGUCCUCAGUGCUUUGGGUAAAAUCCUGAAACGGAAAGGGUCCCAUGAAGCAGAACUGGCACCACUGGCACAGACUCAUGCCAACAAACAUAAAAUUCCAGUCAAAUAUUUAGAAUUUAUUUCUGAAAUCAUCAUCGGUGUCAUUGCUGAAAAACAUUCUGCAGAAUUUGGGGCUGAUUGUCAAGAGGCAAUGAGGAAAGCCUUGGAGCUGUUCCGGAAUGAUAUGGCCAGCAAAUACAAGGAACUUGGGUUCCAGGGCUAGUAAGGAAAGAAGAUGUCACCAUCGAGAAGACUUAGUGUGGAUAGGUGUGUGGUCAGUUUAGGAGAAUAUUUUCAUGUCAUCACAGGAAAAUAGCUUGAAUAAAUUGAAUCGUGUUAAUACUGCACUUGAAGGUGGCAAGCAAGGUAUGUUGUUCAAAAUCUCUAAUGUCUGCUAAAGCCAUUUUGGCUGAGACAUAAGGGAAUAAAACCAAUACAUUUGUAGGAUAUCUAAUGAGGUCAAGAGGAAGGUUUAAAGAGCUGGAAAGAUGGAGGUGAUAGGACUGGAUAUGUAAUCAUUACACCACUUUUUAAUUCAGUGAAAUGUUCCUCAAAAUCACCACCUGCAGCAAGGCUCUGAUGACAGACAAAUAAGGAGGGAAAAUUUGGGGAGCAGAUGCCAUGCCGUAUUUGUGAAUCACUGAUUUAAAUGAGAUCUGCCUUGGGAUGGAUAAUCAUCUACUCCACUGUUCUGUAUGUAAUUAAUGAAAUUAAAAUUGCAUUAAAUUUUAAUUAAAAGUUGCCCACUUUUCUAUGAGUAUGAUUCUGAUACUACUCAAAGAUGAAGCACGUCUCUUUGUCUAAAAACAAUUCUAUGCUGCCGCUGCAGCUUAAGUGUGAUGGAAAGCUUGCCAACUUCAUAUGUGGCUUAGGUUAUCAACUGCGGUUCCUUUUGAUCUUCAGCACUUCUUAAUAAAAUAUUAAUUAUGUAUAAUAAAAACAGCUGCAUGUACUUUUUACAUAUUGCCUAGUUCACGACUGGCUCUAUGAAGAUAUAUUAGUAUUCAGAAACAGGAAAAAUGAAAAAGUUAUUGAGGAAGGGGAAUGAAGAUAAGGUUUCUAAUUCCUGACUGGAAUAUAGCAUAACUAUUUAAAUUGACUUGAAUGGAAAGUCCUACCUGAUUACUGCUCUAUAUAUUGUACAAUAUUUUCUUCUCACCUCUACAAGCAAAGGGGGGUGGGGGGUGGGAAAGGCAUAUAAAUAUUUCUACUGGCUAUGGCCAAACUGCAAAAAAUAAAAAGCUAGGAAAUCCAUAAAUCAAUGACUUUCAGAUUGUGGUUUAUGGAGUCUGUAGAGGUGAUCCAUCAGGUGACCCAUAACAAUGGGUGGAGCAGAUCCAACUCAUUGCUUCAGCUUUUUUUCUCCAAACACCAAGAGAUAAUAGGUGAGAAUCCAUUGUCUUCCUCAGCCACUGACUUUGUGGGCUAAUAAUUAAAUGGUUUAUAAGAAUGGAUUACUACUGAAAGGUAGUUCAUUGAACCAUACAAGUAUCCAUAAAUAUAAGGUUAAGGUUUUGGACUAGGAGCAGGAUGGUCUAAUCCAGGGGUCUCCAACCUUGGCAAGUUGAAGUCCACAAGUCUUAAAGUUGUCAAGGUUGGAGACCCCUGGUCUAAUCCAUCAUGAGCUGUAGAAACUCCCUCACAGAGUUGUUGUGAAGACAAAUAGGAGGGAGCACUAUGAAUAUCACAUUGAAUACCUGUAGAAAAGUUUGUGUGUGUAUAAAUCUAACAAAUUUAAGUUCAAAAAUUCAGAAAUUGAUAAGAAUGAAGAGAUCCCAACUGUUGCUCUUGACUAUUGACAGGCAACCUCUGUUUCCAAAAGGCAAAUAAAUAAUAUUAUGAUUAAUGCCUAAAAAUGGAGAUUGCAUUGAACUGAAUCUCUUCUUAUUCCUAAUUUAUUUUUAUGCUAUGUUCUAUGUUAAAACUAAGAAAAUGUCUAGCAAGGCUUUUUGGAGAAAGUAGGUACAAGUAGGUAUGUUCUACUGUGAUCCAUGCUUGGAUUAAUAUGUCAUGAGAAGACUCUAGAAACUGAAGGAAGAUCAUUUUUUUUCUGUACCAGAAUCUUUAACAAACUGUUCUUCCUUUUGCUUAUGUGAAAAACUAUCUUCUUGCGUCACGGUCAGAAAUGUGAAAACUCAGCAAAUUAAUAAAAAAUCCAGUC
Molecule: messenger RNA, 2516 nt
Organism: Ahaetulla prasina
Lineage: Eukaryota; Metazoa; Chordata; Lepidosauria; Squamata; Colubridae
Gene: MB
Product: myoglobin
Exons: 3
Coding region: 114-578 (154 amino acids)
Biological process (GO): oxygen transport
Cellular component (GO): extracellular exosome
Molecular function (GO): heme binding; oxygen binding
Source: RefSeq, a predicted model, not a curated record